Molecule: messenger RNA, 3278 nt
Organism: Galeopterus variegatus (Sunda flying lemur)
Lineage: Eukaryota; Metazoa; Chordata; Mammalia; Dermoptera; Cynocephalidae
Gene: ZIC5
Product: Zic family member 5
Biological process (GO): central nervous system development; regulation of transcription by RNA polymerase II
Cellular component (GO): nucleus
Molecular function (GO): RNA polymerase II cis-regulatory region sequence-specific DNA binding; DNA-binding transcription factor activity, RNA polymerase II-specific
Source: RefSeq, a predicted model, not a curated record
AUGUUUCUGAAGGCGGGCGGAGGAAAACGUCCCCCAGUGCGAGCCUAUGGGUCUGAUUGUGUAGUUCUGAUGGAGCCCCCUGUGAGCAAGAGGAACCCGCCAGGGCUCAGAUUAGCGGAUUUGGCAAUGGCUCAGGCCCGGCCGCCUCAGAAUAUGACAGGCUUCCCGGCGCUGGCCAGCCCGCCCGCCCACUCCCAACUUCGCGCCGCCGCCGCCGCCGCGCACCUCCGCCCUCGAGACCCGGGCGCUGACCCCGGCGUGGCCGUCACCGCGCUCGGACCCGAGCACAUGGCCCAGCCACGCGCGCCAGCCACCGCCGCCGCCGCGCCGGAGCAGACGCAGCAGCAGCAGGAGCAGGAAGGCGCCCAGGACGGUCGGCAGCCCCCACCCGCCCGGCCCCGGGAAGUCGGGGAGGGCGAUGGGACGGGGGGCCCGGGCCGCCCCGGCGGCGCCUCCCUCCCCACUUGGUCGCAGGCCGCGAGCUGUCGCCGCGCUUCGAAGAGCGGGCGUGGGAGGGGGGAAAAACCUUUCAAAUGUGAAUUUGAUGGCUGCGACAGGAAGUUUGCCAAUAGCAGUGAUCGAAAGAAACAUUCCCAUGUUCACACCAGCGACAAGCCCUACUACUGCAAGAUUCGAGGCUGUGACAAAUCCUAUACUCACCCGAGCUCUCUGAGGAAGCACAUGAAGAUUCACUGCAAGUCCCCACCACCUUCUCCAGGAACCCUUGGUUACUCAUCAGUGGGGACUCCAGUAGGUGCCCCCUUGUCCCCUGUGCUGGAUCCAGCCAGGAGCCGCUCCAGCACUCUGUCCCCUCAGGUGACCAACCUCAAUGAGUGGUACGUUUGCCAGGCCAGCGGGGCCCCUAGCCACUUCCACACAACUUCCAGCAACGGAACCACCUCCGAGUCUGAAGAUGAGGAAAUUUAUGGGAACCCUGAAGUUGUGCGAACGAUACAUUAGAAUUUGUUAUUAAUAAUAAUGAGUGACAUAAUAUGUGGGAGUCCUUGGACCACAUCCUAACCUGAGACAAUACUGAGCCUGAGACAAACCCAUGACUCAGACUUGCCACCGGGUCUAAUUAGCCCUAUUUAUUCAGUAUAAAACCCUAUGGUGUUUGUACAUUUAGUUAAUUUAAUUAAGAUAUUUGGGCCUUUUUUUUUUUUCCUUAAAAAACAAACAACAACCAAGCUGGACUUGUACAUUGCAGGGGGACAGGACUGGGGGCAAAUUGUACCAAGGAAAAUGAAUGGAGAGAUUAAUGAAGAUCCACACUGCCAAUGCAAUAUAUAUAUAUAUUUUUUUUUUUUUCAAAGGGGGAGAAAAAGAGCACUAAGUCAGAACUUAACACAGCAACAAGGCCCUCUGCAUUUCCUGGAGUGCCUCUUGAAUGCCUUUGACACCCUAAUGUGGGCUGCUUUUGAGCCUCCUUGUUGGGCCCUAAUUCUGCAAAGGCCUCUUGAUUGUAAUCCACACACUUGCUGCAUUGCCAACAGAUCCUGGACUGUACCUGUGUCCAAAAGUAUUUGUAAAAACCCUUUAAGUUCUAAUAUUUGUAAUUUUUAUUUUCCACUCUUUUAUCACUGAUCCCACCUUAACACAAUAUUUUUAUACAGGACUAUUUCUUUAGUACCGUACUUAUGUGAUUGAAAAAAGAAAGAUGCAGCAACCUUAACGUAUCUCCAAAUAUUGUGCUACUGUGAUUGUUCAAGAAGUGGAGAGGAAAAAAGCUGCUGCAAUAGACAACUGUGAAACUGUGAUCUUUUAUAAAAUAGAAGAAAUUCAAGUGCUUUCUUUUUCCGCUAUGGUGGUUUUCUUUAAAAAAAAAAAAAAAAAAAUCUUGACAUCUCAGAUGCUGCCUCCUUUCUGUGUCCAAACUUCUUGUGUAAUAAAGAGAUUAUGUUUUGAAUCAUAAAUUCUUUGGGAUGCCAACAUUCACAGUCAAGUCUGAGGAGAUGUAAUGAUGGCAUCAUGCCUAUUUUUUUUUUGAAAGCUGUUGUUUUUAAAACAGACCAACCCCUCUUUUAUAUUGUUGUGUCAACCUUUUAAAAAGUCUUUUUUCAAUGCCUGAAGCUGCAUUUUAGUGCAUCUUCCACCUGAGCACUGAGCACACCGACCUCUAUUCCAUUUGAAAAUGACAGUGUGUGAAGUGUAUGAUUUACAUUAAAAGAGGGGAGGGAGUUGCUAUACAUAUUAAAAUUUUUAAAAGGUUUAUAGUUACCACCAAACACUGAUGAAUGUGUGACCUUUGCCAGAGCUGUCAAGCUAGGAUAAAAAAGGUCAAGGACCUAGGACAAUAACUCUUAGUCAAUUUAUUUUCGGUUGGUACAACACAUCUCCUGUGUGAAAUGUAGUCCAUCAGAAACAUCAUACAAAUAUACUAAAGAGCACUAAUUUAUCCUCAGAGACCCUGAAGACACCCCCUCCCCAGGGUUUGUAGAAGUUUGUUCUGUGUGCUGUGAGUGGUUGAUGUAGUCUUGUCAUUGUUAAUAACUUGUAUGUGAACACUAUUAUUUGUACAGUUGAAUUAAUUUAUUUUCAGACAUCAUCCUUUUUUUCCCCCCCUGGAAGAGUUCAAAGCACACCAAAGAAUUAUAUUAUACAUUUUGGUGAAAGAUUAUCCAUGGUUUAUUUAAGAAAAAAAAGGAAAGAAAAUGGAAAAAUAUAUUUUUAAACUUACUUGAAUGAACAACGUAAUGUGAAAACCGAGACUCUUCCUGCAUGUCUUUUUUGCAUUGUGUUGAUGAGAUUCUAUAUAGUUUAUAGGUAUAUUCUAUUACUAGCACAGUGCAUGGUGCUGUCACUUGGAAAGCCUUUCAAUGUUGUCUUCAGAUUGUUAUGGUGAAUAUGAAACAUGCAGAUCCUCCUUUAUAAAGAAAAAGACCAUAAAGCUUGAAUAUAAAAUAAUACUACAUUUUCUAAGUUUAUUUGAUUUUCAUAUUCAUUUUCAAAGUCCUUUCAAAUAGAAAAGGUAAGGUAUGAACUUUGGGGGGAUAAUUUAUGUAUCGUAAAAUUAGAACAAAAUGUUCCUGAUGUAUAAUGAGUUGUUUUAUUUAUACAACUUUUUCAAUGGUAGUUUGCACUAUUGUUUAUUAUGCUACAGGUUUAUUUAUUAUGAAACAAAGGAAUAUGUAUUUUAUGUAUUUUGCCAUCCAUAGGUUAACUCUUUGCCACAGAUUUAUUGGUUCCUGAUACACCUAAAAUAAAAAAGUGUGUACCUCCAAUAGAAAGAAAGCAAGAAUGAUUAUGAAGUAACAAAUUUAAUAAAGGUAUUCUUCCUA